Molecule: messenger RNA, 2484 nt
Organism: Silurus meridionalis
Lineage: Eukaryota; Metazoa; Chordata; Actinopteri; Siluriformes; Siluridae
Gene: phex
Product: phosphate regulating endopeptidase homolog, X-linked
Exons: 22
Coding region: 159-2393 (744 amino acids)
Biological process (GO): protein processing
Cellular component (GO): plasma membrane
Molecular function (GO): metalloendopeptidase activity
Source: RefSeq, a predicted model, not a curated record
AGCUGUGCACUCAAGGAUCACACACAGACCAGAUCUUCUGACCUGCAGAGACAUCCAUCCAUCCAUCCAUCCAUCCAUCCAUCCAUCCAUCCAUCCAUCCAUACAUACAUCUAUUUAUCCAUCCAUCCAGGGUUUUUCCCAGGCAGGAGUGAAGUAGAAUGGAGGUGGAGAUGUUGAGCAGAAGAAACUCAAAGUCGAACGUGACUCCAUGUACACUCACCAAAGUGGCUCUGAUCACGCUGGUGUGUUUCUGUCUUGCUCUGCUGAUCGCUGUCAUUGCAGUCUCACAGAAAACGCCCAAAGAAGAGUUCUGUCUCACGCCAGAGUGUGUCGAAGCAGCUGGCUCCAUCCUGAGCAAGAUGGACCUCAGCAUCAACCCAUGUGCUGAUUUCUACCAGUACGCGUGUGGAGGCUGGUUCAAAGAUCACCCCAUUCCAGAAGAUUCCUCCAGCUAUGGGAUUUACCCCUGGCUCCGGCAAAAGGUGGACCUCAAACUUAAAGAGCUUCUGGAACAGCCGACUGCAGAGGGAGACAUCGAGGCGGUGAAGAAGGCCAAGAUGUUGUAUCGCUCCUGCAUGAACGAGACUGCCAUCGAGCUGGUGGACUCGAAGCCUCUGCUGAAGGAGCUGAAGAAGCGUGAGUUCCGUUGGCCCGUCCUGGGAGACGCGUUGGGUUCUGACGUGCAGUGGGACCCGAGAAAGUUCGAGCUGCUCCAGACUCUGGCUCAGAUCCGCACGCAGUACAGCAAAUCCGUCCUGCUGCGGCUCUACAUCUCACCUGACGACAAAAACUCUCAGGAGUUUAUUAUCAAGCUGGACCAGGCGUCCUUGGCUUUAUCCAGAGAUGAUUACAUCAACAACAGCACUGAGGCACAAACAAACCGUGAGGCUCUCCUGAAGCUCAUGGUGGGCGUGGCCGUCAUGCUGGGAGCCAAUCAGCAGGCGGCUGAGGUUCAGAUGAAAGAGGUGCUCGACUUUGAGAUGAAAAUUGCUCAGAUCAUGAUUCCUUAUGAGGACCGCACCAGUGAGAACAUGUACAACAGAUACAGCCUGAGUAAACUACAUCGCACCAUUCCUGAGUUCAACUGGUUGGCGUUUGUUCGAGCUGUGAUCGACUCUAAACUGUACCCAGAGCUUUCCAUCUCAUCCUCAGAGCAGGUGAUCGUUCGAGCUCCUCAGUACCUCAAGGAUCUUUUCCGGCUGGUAAACGUGACAGAUAGCAGGACGGUGGCGAAUUACGUGGUGUGGAGAUCCAUCCUGUCCCGAGUGACCACGCUGAGCCGCCGCUUUCUCUACAAAUACCUCGACUUCGCUCGAGUGACGACAGGAGCGACGUCUCUGACGCCUCGCUGGGACAAGUGUGUUAAUUACGUGGAAAGCACCUUAAUGUACGCCACCGGACGCCUGUUUGUUGAUAAACACUUCCAGGAAGAUAAAAAAAACAUGAUGGAGGAACUGGUUGAUGGUGUUCGCUGGGCGUUUAUCGACAUGCUGAAAGAAGAAAACGACUGGAUGGAUGCUGAAACCAAGACAAAAGCCAUAGAGAAGGCUCACGCAGUUCUGCCUAAAGUGGGUUAUCCAGAGUUCAUCCUGAACAACACCUACAUCAAUAAGGACAUCGAGCAGCUCUCAUUUACAGAGAAGGAUUAUUUCGGGAACGUGAUGCAGACGUUGCGUUUCAUCGCGCAGUCCGACAUCGGCUGGCUCAGAACCACGGUUCCUCGCACAGAGUGGUUCACAAGUCCAACAACCGUGAAUGCAUUCUACAGCUCCUCCACCAACCAGAUCAGAUUUCCAGCAGGAGAACUUCAGAAACCUUUCUUCUGGGGACUGGACUAUCCUCGGUCGUUAAGUUACGGAGCGAUCGGUGUGAUUGUUGGACACGAGCUCACACACGCUUUUGAUAACAAUGGUCGGAAAUAUGAUAAAGACGGGAAUCUGAACCAGUGGUGGAGCAACACUUCAGUCUGGAACUUCAACGAUAAGACACAGUGUAUAAUCAACCAAUACAACAACUACUACUGGGAGGAGGCGGGGCUUCAUGUGAAAGGAAAGAGAACCCUGGCGGAGAACAUCGCUGACAACGGAGGAAUCCGAGAAGCUUUCAGGGCGUACAGGAGGUGGGUGCAGAAGGAAAGGUCAGGGGUAGAGGAAUCGUUAUUACCUGGACUGGGUCUGACCAACAAUCAGCUCUUCUUUCUCAGUUACGCUCACGUGCGUUGUAACUCUUACAGACACAAAGCAGCUCAAGAUCAGAUCCACAGUGGAGCUCACAGUCCUCCUAAAUACAGGGUCAUUGGUGCUAUGAGUAACUUCGAGGAGUUCCAAAAGACCUUUAAUUGUCCUACCACAUCAAUCAUGAACAGAGGAGCAGAUUCCUGCCGGGUGUGGUAGCUCUGGAGAACAUGGCAAGUUUUCCUGAGUUCUUAAAAAUGGGCCAAACCUCAACCAAAGAACCAAAUUACAAUGUUCUAAACAGAACCAG